Caenorhabditis angaria is the source of this 2475-nucleotide messenger RNA. NCBI's taxonomy places the organism in Eukaryota, Metazoa, Nematoda, Chromadorea, Rhabditida, Rhabditidae. The record is from the annotation of a GenBank genome assembly.
AUGAAACUUGAGGAUCAAGGAUAUUCGUGGUGGAUUGCUGUGAUAUUUGUGUUUGGUGAAACCGCAGGUUCAGGAUUGGUGGCACUUCCAAAUGCAAUCUUAAAACUAGGUAAGUUGAGCAUAUGAAAUGAAUUUACUUGAAGUACUUUCUUUUCAAUCAGAAUAAUUAAAAAAUUCCAAAAAAUAUUUGAUCUACAAAAAUUGAACUUAUAAAAUGGAAUGGAGCUUAUGAAAUGGAAAAAAAAUAUUCCAGGCCUAAUUCCUGGUUCAAUAUCGCUCAUUUUCAUGUGUCUCAUUCCUCUUUACACCGCUAUUUUACUCGGUAAAAAUUGGCUAGAAAUGAAAUCUCGAUGGCCCGAAUACUCUUCUCAUUGUCGAAAUCCAUAUCCAGAAAUGGCUUUGAAAUCAAUCGGACCAAAAAUGGGAUUUUUCACAAGUUCCGCUUUGAAUAUUUCAACUUUCGGGGGUGGUGCAGUGUUUUCACUUUUGGCCGCAAAAACUCUGGCUGGAGUAUUUGGAACAUCAAUUUGUUGGAUGUUAGGAUUAGUUGGAUUGAUAUUAUGGCCGUGUGUUAUGUUGAAAAGUCCGAUGCAUUUUUGGUAAAAAAAACUAUUCAUAUAGAGAGAUUUCGACUAACUUGAAAAUUUCAGGCAAGUUUCAAUAGUGGCUGCUGGUUCAACAUUAACUGCAGUGAUUUUAGUUCUAUUCGGAUAUUUUCAAGAUUUUGAAACCUGUCAGAAGGUAAACUUUCUGGAUAAAUUUCAGCACAUAAUUUUGAAAACCUUUAUAGGAAUCAGAAUAUCCAGGGUUCGAUGUUUCAUCGUUUUCAAGUAGUAUUGCCACAAUUUUAUUUGCAUUUGGAGGUCAUCCUUGUCUUCCAACAAUUAUUCAUGAUAUGAAAAAUGCCGAAGAAUAUAAAAAGACUUUUUUGAUCAGUUAUUUGGGUGAGUCUAGUGGUGAAAAAAGAUCGACGUUAAAAACCCGUUUGAAAAAUAUUCCUGAAUAUUUUGGUCUUCAGAACGAGUUGAAAAAAAUGAGAAUCCCACAAAAAAAUGUAUUCUAAUUCAAUCACACUUAUACAUUUUAGUAAAAACAAAACGGUGUUCAUCAAUAUCCUCAUUAUUUGGAACUUUUCGCUUCUUAGAAACAAGCUCGAUGCUUGGGCCUAUCUCUUGAACCGUAACUGGAUUUUUUUCCCGCAAAGCUUCGAUGCUUCCAACUCUUCUCCAUUCCAUUUCAUAAGUUACUUCUCGAUCUUUCACUUGAAGUAUUACUAAUAAUACUUUUCGCUCUUCAUCCCACAAAGUGUCAAUGAUAUUUUUCGAAAAUCUUGGUCGAAACUUCUUCCAAUUUUUGAUGAAGAUGUUCUGUGUUAAUACUAUUUUCUGAUUAUGAUGACAAAAAUCAAUUACAAAAGUUUCCGCAAUAUGUUUUCGAUAAAUUAAUGAAGCAUUUACGGGGACGAUCUCAGAAGAAAUCAGAGUGUCCAGAGCUUCAACCGCCUCUUUUGCUGCUUGUUUCAUGAUAAUAUUUAUGGUUGUUACAUUCACAGCUGGUGUAGAUUCUGUGAUCCAAAAAUUGGAACAAAAGAUGAGGAAUGAAUAAGCUUGGAACAUUUUCGAAAAAAUGAAAAAGCAUUCGGAAAUAUUAGAAUAUUGAACAUUGACACGACGUGUUGGAAGUCUAGACUUUGUGAAAAUCUAAACAGUUUGUUUGGUGUUCCAAAGAAAAAAAAGCUAAUUAGUUGUUUUUAGGAAUAUUCUGGAAAGAAAACUAUAAAUUUCAGAAAAAGUUUUCAUACUACAAUUUUUCCAGGCCUCUUCCUGAUCUACACUCCUGUAUCAAUUAUUGGUUAUAUAACUUAUGGCGAUAGUUUGAGUGAUUCAAUAAUUUCCUCCAUUCAAACUGAUAUUCUUCGUCAAUCAAUUUCAAUUUUGAUAGCUGCUCAUGUAUUUUUCUCGAUUUUAAUUAUUGUUAAUCCACUUCUACAGGCUUCAGAACAAUUAUUCGAUGUUAAACAAGGUUUGAAAACAUUUUGUUUAAAAAUAGUAGAUCAAAACUAUUGUGAUCUAACACUUCAGAAUUUGGAAUUGGUCGUUUUCUCAUUCGCUCCGUCGUUUUCUGGACAAUCAUAAUAAUUGCUGGAAUUGUGCCAAAUUUUGGAAUCUUCGUCAGUUUAGUUGGCGGUGGAACUUUCUCUUUAUUGGUCCUAAUUUUGCCUCCACUAUUUUCAAUUGGUUUCGAGACGAAUUUUGAGCUCCUCAGGUAUGUUUCUUCAAAAUCCACACAUGAUUUAUUGAUUUUUUAGGCUGAAGAAGUUACCAAAACUCCGACUGAUCUUUGAAAUUCUAAUAAUUAUUUUGGGAAUCUGGAUAAUGAUAAAUUCCACGUGGCAUUCGGUAUUAACAAUUUCAAACUCAGCGUCAACACAAAAAUCAUGUUUCUCAGCAUUCUGGAGUUCACCAACAUCAAUAA